Penicillium malachiteum is the source of this 1443-nucleotide messenger RNA. RefSeq lists its product as uncharacterized. The record is from RefSeq and is a predicted model, not a curated record. NCBI's taxonomy places the organism in Eukaryota, Fungi, Ascomycota, Eurotiomycetes, Eurotiales, Aspergillaceae. The transcript has a single exon. The coding region runs from base 1 to 1443 and encodes 480 amino acids.
AUGUCCCGCUCGCCUCUUGUCCUUGUCCUUAUUGACUUCCUUCCGGUGACUUAUGCAUACACAACCUUUGACACAAACUGCACUCUCCCGUCCGCUCCGGAUAAAAUAAACUAUAUCUCCUCGCCGAAUACCCGUGGCACGCUGGACAUCUUGUGGUCCUGUCUGUUCACUAUCAUCUCCUGCACUUGGACGGUUCAAUGUCCUGACCUACCCACUCAACGAAAUGAAUUCAAGGAUGGAUGCCUAGGCUGGUGGAAGUGGGCAGCGAAAAAGUAUUUCAGCUCAGCUGCAUGGUUCCUAAUCACCAUGCUAGCACCAGAAAUGCUCCUUGGGCUAUACGUCAUUCAAGCUGUGAGGUGGAGGAAUUAUACCAAAGUCUUUGAAAAGUUGGGGUACGCAAAUAUUGAUGGAGUCGAGUGGACAAGAACCCACAGCUGCUUUGCUGAAAUGGGUGGAUUUGUGAUGAAGAUAUCCAAGCCGUCCGGUCACCGCUUGACUCAGACGACAACAGAACAUGCCGAUGUCACCACUCACGAUCUAUCACUGUAUGUGAUGAAAGGACAAAUUGACGAAAUGGAAUCUCACCAAAAAACAGAGUAUGUGACACUUAACUGCCGCCAAAUCCUUGCCCUUCGCAAGACAGGGAUAUUGGAGCGCCUGCCGGACAUCAGCACAGACGAGAUCCAAGAUAAAUCCAAGGCGGACAGCUUUUUGCGAGUCAUUACCGUUAUACAAAUACUUUGGCUAUGUGUGCAAACCAUUGCUCGCUGGGUGGAAGGCUUAGCAGUCACUCAGUUAGAGAUCGCCACGGUCGCUUUUGCCAUCUGUGCUGUGCUCAUGUAUCAUAUAUGCUGGGCUAAGCCGAAGGGAGUGGAUAUCCCUAUCACAGCCUUCUACUACGGUGGCAACAUAGAAGAAAUACGGGAUCGGGUUAGGAGAGCUGAGGAGGAAGUGACCCCGAGUGUCUCUGGAGCUCAGAGGGAAUGGAGCAUGAGACUUGUCCACUUUAAAAGCACUGGCAUGCCUGGAGGAGGAAUAAAGUUAUCGCUAACCCCUUCAGAACAGUUUGUCUGGUCAAUGACAUUGAUAUUAGGUGGCGUGGUUUUUGGGGGAAUUCAUCUCAUAGCGUGGAACUUUGUAUUUCCCACGCAUAUUGAGAUGGUAUUAUGGAGAGUUUCUGCUCUUUUUUGCACUUUCAUUAUACCAGCAAGCUUCUUUGCAUCUCUCUUUGCAGAUACUGGUAUAUAUGUCUGGCACUGGCAUGGCGCGAGUUUGAGCGGGAAGAUUUUUUCUACAUUUGUGCUUGUGAUAUUAAACCUACUUGGGUAUUUUUAUGUGUUGGCUAGAUUGUUUAUCAUUGUAGAGAUGUUCAGGACUCUGGCUUUUCAGCCUAUAGAGGCCUACGUGGGGACAUGGACUGUGAAUAUCCCUUACGUGAGCUAA